AUGGCUUCUGGCUCAACUGAAAGUGUUUUACAGAAAAUAUGCGACACGCUAGAAAGAGUAGAGAGACGGGUGAGAGUGAUAGAGAACAGCGUUGCCUGCCUCGAAGAACUUAGAAAAGACGUAAACAACAUGAAAAUCGAGUGUGAAAAAUUCAAAGAUGGCCUAACCGACCUUGAAACGGGGGUGGGCAGCAUAGAGGAGGAUGUCGCUGAAAUAACUGAAAGGUUAGAGACCGUAGCAACGAGAGAGACGACAGACCUCCUACUGAUCAGAGUUGAAGGUCUCGAGAACAGGUCGCGUAGAAAUAAUAUUAUCAUUCACAACGUUCCGGAAGAGGCGGAAAAAAAUUCACCCUCAGCCGUUGAUUUCGUCCAGAAGUUCCUCAGGAACGAGCUAGAAAUACAGCAACCUAUCGAAGUCGAGCGUGCACAUAGGUCUCCCAACAAGAAACACCAUGACGGAUCCGCAAGGCCGAUAUUCUUCCGACUUUUGCGGGAGAGUGAUAAGCGGAAUGUUCUAAUGGCAGGCGCUACAACACUUAAAGGGAAGGAGCUAAAGAAAACAAGAAAGAGCGAAUUUUCAUCACUGACGACGUGA
This is a messenger RNA of Nematostella vectensis (starlet sea anemone), 597 nucleotides long. RefSeq lists its product as uncharacterized. Gene Ontology annotation, molecular function: single-stranded RNA binding. The transcript has a single exon. Gene Ontology annotation, biological process: retrotransposition. NCBI's taxonomy places the organism in Eukaryota, Metazoa, Cnidaria, Anthozoa, Actiniaria, Edwardsiidae. Gene Ontology annotation, cellular component: ribonucleoprotein complex. The coding region runs from base 1 to 597 and encodes 198 amino acids. The record is from RefSeq and is a predicted model, not a curated record.